GCAAAAAAAAAAAAAAAAGAAGGGAGAGUUGAUGUCGAGGAGUUAGAAAGCUCAGAAAGCGCAACUUUUGGGAGAGAGAGAAAGAGAGCGAGAUAUAGAGAGACAGCUCGAGAGAGAGAGAGAGAAAGAGAAAUAAAGUUCAGGCACCAGUGCAAAAGGACGUGGAGCUACACAAGACCCAGCUGCUUUUACAGAUUUCAUACUGAACGAAAACGCAUCCUGGGAGACUUCAUGUGCAUCACAAUCUUCUACACAUCUUAACAAACUUGCAAGGAUUUUUGUUUUCUGCGGGUUGUUUUCUGCGUUUAGGCGUGUGGUGCGUUAAGCUUCAAAAUCACUUUGGUGCGUUUAUUUUUCAAGGAUUAAUAAACAGAUUGCGCACUUUAUUUGUUUGUUUCUGAAGCAUCAUCAUACGUUUAAUUCCGUCUAAACUGCUCACGCCAUAUUUUUUUAAUGAAUUGAUGGGGAAGAAACUCCCUGUUAUGCAGACUCCUUAAAUCAACAUCGCUUUUUUUUCUUUUUUCUUUUUUAAUGCCAUGGAAGGAUCCAGCGCGUCCAGUUUUGGAAUAGACACCAUUUUAUCUUCCGCCGGUUCCUGCAGCUCGGCGCUCGCGAUGAUGGACGGAGACUUCCGGGCGGCGGAUUUCCGGAGCCGCGCAACGCCUUCGCCCUGCUCGGAUGUAGACGCGGGCGCGAGGAGCCCUUCGUCCCCGAUCUCUGUCACUGCGGAGCCACCUGAACCGCAUGCGGUGCAAGACGGCCUUCAUCAUCAUCUCCAUCAUCACCAUUAUCAUCCGGUGGCCCAAAAUCCGGCCGCGUGCGCCCCGCGGACCGCAACCUCCUCUUUUUUGAUCAAGGACAUUUUGGGCGACGGGAAGCCGCUGGCAGCGUGUGCGCCCUACAGCGCGAGCCUCGCACCCUCCCCGCAGCACCAGCGUCAGCAUCAUCACGCUCCGAAAGCAGAGAGCGCGGACUGUCUCACCCCAAAAUCGGAGCACGACGAGCACGGGGGCAAAGCAGAAAAAAGAGAGGACAUUCAUAACGACUCAAAAUGCAACGGAACAAAAGAAGAGGGUGAUCGGGAAAUCUCGAGCUCCAGAGACAGCCCGCCUGUACGCGCUAAAAAGCCGCGGAAAGCGAGAACAGCCUUUUCGGACCAUCAGCUGAACCAACUGGAGCGCAGCUUCGAGCGCCAGAAGUACCUGAGUGUGCAGGACCGCAUGGACCUGGCAGCAGCGCUAAACCUCACCGACACACAGGUCAAGACCUGGUACCAGAACCGACGGACGAAGUGGAAGCGGCAGACGGCGGUAGGUUUGGAGCUGCUGGCUGAAGCGGGCAGCUACUCGGCGCUGCAGCGGAUGUUUCCGUCACCAUAUUUCUACCCACCGGGGCUCCUCGGCUCUGUGGACGGAACAGCGGCAGCGGCGGCGGCAGCAGCAGCGAUGUACAGCAGUGUGUAUCGGAACAGCGCACCGGCGCCGCAUCCCGCAGCCACUCUGCACAGACCGCUCGUGCCGCGCGUGCUAAUUCACGGCCUGGGCGCGAGCGGGCAACCGGCUCUCAACCCGCUGGGGAACCCUGUUCCUGGCACGCCGCAUCCUCGGUAAAAAAAAUAAAUAAAAAAGAACAACAGAAAAAAAAUCAAUGAAAAAAGACAUUGGAGAGCAAGAACUGAAUCAGACUGAAAGCGCUGAUUUUUUUUUUUUUGAAAGGACACGCAGCGCUUUUUCUCCAAGACAGAAUACUAAAAGACAGUUUUAUCGAAGAACAACAACAAGAAGACGAUGAAGUGUUAUUAUUUAAUAUGGACCAUGCAUUUCUGAGUUAUGGCCGUGCACAAAAAAGGUGACUGUUCAUAUGCCGGAUUGUUGUUUUGAUUUUCUUUUCCUUUUUUGUACAAAUACACUUAUACUACUAAAUAAAUGUAAAUUUUAUUAGA
This is a messenger RNA of Hemibagrus wyckioides, 1942 nucleotides long. It is a transcript of the gene barhl2, whose product is annotated as BarH-like homeobox 2. The record is from RefSeq and is a predicted model, not a curated record. The transcript is spliced from 3 exons. Gene Ontology annotation, cellular component: nucleus. Gene Ontology annotation, biological process: regulation of transcription by RNA polymerase II. Lineage: Eukaryota; Metazoa; Chordata; Actinopteri; Siluriformes; Bagridae. The coding region runs from base 537 to 1610 and encodes 357 amino acids. Gene Ontology annotation, molecular function: DNA-binding transcription factor activity, RNA polymerase II-specific; RNA polymerase II transcription regulatory region sequence-specific DNA binding.